AAUGAACUACAUGAAUCAAAAUUGAAAAAACUAAAAAAGUUUUGCCCUACAAGGUGGGUUGAGCGACAUGACGCUGUACUUGUGUUUCAUGAACUUCAACCAGCAGUUGUGGAUGCACUUAAUGAAAUAUCUACUUGGAAAGAUAAUGAGACUUCUGCUUUAGCUAACCAACUUAGUUCCUCCAUCCAUCAAUUAAGGUUUCAAGUAGCCUUAUUGAUAUUAGUAAAAGUAUUUUCAAUAAGUGCUCCUUUGAGCAAAUUUCUUCAAACUGAAAACUUAGAUUUAGAAUCUGCUCUAAAAUAUGCUGAUAUGACUCAAUCAACUAUAAAACAAAUCCGUGAUAACGCUAAUGCUGAGUUUGAAAAAAUAUUUAAAGAAGUAGAGGAUGUCUGUAGUAGUUUUGAUAUAACUGUUAGUGUUCCAAGAACAACAAGUCGACAAAAAAAUAGGAGUAAUGUUAUGAAUAAUAAUCCAAUAGAAUAUUAUAGAAUCUCAACAUUCAUCCCAUUUCUUGAUAAUUUUCUUGAACAACUGCACGGACGAUUUCUUGAACAUAGGGCCAAACUAAAAAGUUUCAACUGCUUAUUACCUAAGACCAGCAAACAAAUAUCUGAAGAAACAUUUGAGGACUUCAAAAUUCUGUUCAAUUUUUAUACUGAUAUAUUAAGUGACAGCAUCAAUUUGACUAGCUUAGAAAUGGGUUAUGGUGAACUUAAACUGUGGUAUAACAGUUGUGCAUUCAAAUCACCAAAUUUGUCGUCAACAAUAACAGAACUAUUUUUCCAUUGUAAUCCUGAUUUUUUUCCUUUAAUCUCAAAGUUAUUGCAAAUAUUAAUUACACUGCCAGUCACAACAGCUACUGGAGAGAGGUCUUUUUCAUCCUUGAGUCGACUUAAAAAUUAUCUCAGAAAUACUACUGGUCAAAUGAGACUAAAUGGAUUGGCAGUCCUCAAUAUACACCAAGAUAUUAAUGUUGAUCCAUCAAUGAUUAUUGAUGAAAUGGCUAAAACUUCAAAACGGAGACUCAAUCUUAAUUUAUAA
This is a messenger RNA of Myzus persicae (green peach aphid), 1041 nucleotides long. Its product is annotated as 52 kDa repressor of the inhibitor of the protein kinase-like. The transcript has a single exon. Gene Ontology annotation, molecular function: protein dimerization activity. The annotation marks the transcript as partial. Lineage: Eukaryota; Metazoa; Arthropoda; Insecta; Hemiptera; Aphididae. The record is from RefSeq and is a predicted model, not a curated record.